Messenger RNA from Linum trigynum, 324 nucleotides. Lineage: Eukaryota; Viridiplantae; Streptophyta; Magnoliopsida; Malpighiales; Linaceae. The record is from the annotation of a GenBank genome assembly.
AUGAUCUACAAACGUCUAUUCAUCAGUCCCUCUGUGGUGGCUAAGUCUGGUUCAAUGUUCAUGGCUUCUUCAUUUAACACUCUAACCACAUGUUCAGUCCCUCCAACGUGCAUUGCUCCUUCCCCGGUGUCACCUGCAACUCGGACUCACGGGUGGUGGCACUCGAUAUCUCGGGCUCGGUAUCUCUACGGUCCGAUCCCGGGCGACAUUGGGCUUCUAACCCACCUGGUUAACCUAACCAUUGUUUAUGCUGGGGUCACCGCACCACUCCCCGCUGAGAUGGCAAACCUUGAGAAACUUUCUACUAGACAGAGAAAGCGAUAG